Molecule: messenger RNA, 510 nt
Organism: Cooperia oncophora
Lineage: Eukaryota; Metazoa; Nematoda; Chromadorea; Rhabditida; Trichostrongylidae
Source: the annotation of a GenBank genome assembly
AUGGUAACUUUCUCAAAGCAGGAAGAGCUCCCUCCCCUACCUGUGCCAGAUCUCAAUGCAACACUUGACAGGUAUCUCGAAUCAGCGCUUGUAUUACUGAACGAGGAUCAAAGGAAAAAGACAAGAGAAAACGUAGAAGUCUUUCGAAGUAGCGCCACAGCUGAACAGUUACAGAAUGUUCUCAUAGAUAGAGGAGCUCGGAUGAAGAACUGGCUGGAAGAAUGGUGGUACGAUGCGUACUGCGAGAGUCGGCUUCCUCUGGUGCCAUACGUGUCGCUGGCUGCCAGCAACAGCCUAUGGACCUCACUUGAGGGCUCGCAAAUUUGUCGAGCUGCUGAUAGCAUAUACUACUGGAUGUUGUUCUGGGAUAAGAUUAGAAAAGAAACCCUGCCAAUCACCAGAAGUCGCGGAACAGAUUGGGACAUGCACCAGUAUCGCUGUAUCUUCAACUCCUGUCGAGUACCGGAGUUGUUGAAGGACCGAAUGGAUAGAUACUUCAAAACGGGUUAG